This is a messenger RNA of Camellia sinensis, 1059 nucleotides long. NCBI's taxonomy places the organism in Eukaryota, Viridiplantae, Streptophyta, Magnoliopsida, Ericales, Theaceae. The record is from RefSeq and is a predicted model, not a curated record.
AUGGCCAUGUACGCAGGUAAGGCCAAAGACUUACUCAAAAAGUUUCAAUCCAUACGAGUGGAACGAAUUAGUCGGGACAAAAACGGCCAUGCUGAUGCUUUGGCUUGUCUCGGCUCAUCAGUGGAUACCAAAGAUGCCAAAAAAGUUUGGGUUGAGUUCGUGCCAGAGCCAAGCAUUGCAUCUCCAGUCCUCUGCAGCAGCGUAGAGCCGAGCUGGAUGGAUCCAAUACUUGCUUUUCUAAAAUCUGGUACUCUCCCCGAAGACAAAAAGGAAGCCAACAAAGUCAGACACAAGUCAGCUCAGUUUUGGAUCUCACCAUCCGGGAAGCUGUACAGACUCUCCUAUCUUGGCCCUUAUCUUCUAUGUGUGCAUUCAAAUCUGGUCGAGAAUGUUCUCUACGAAAUUCACGAUGGGAUUUGUGGAUGCCACGUUGGCGGAAGGUCGCUGACGCACCAAGCCCUCACUCACGGCCCAUGGCCCUUUGCCCAAUGGGGUCUGGAUAUUGUCGGACCAUUGGCGCGAGGCACUAGGAACAGGCGAUUCUUCAUUACAGCAACCGACUAUUUUACUAAAUGGGUUGAAGUCAAGGCAUUGGCAAAUAUCAAAAAGGCAGAUACGAAGUGGUUUGUUAUGAGAAAUGUGGUGGUGAGGUUUGGCAUCCCGUGGAUACUGAUUGUGGACAAUGGAACACAGUUUGAUGGUAAGAUCUUCAAAAAGUUUUGUGUCGACCUCAGGAUCGAGUAUAGGAACUCUUCUCCAGGGUACCUGCAAAGCAAUGGACAGGCAGAAGUCUCAAACAAAACCAUCAUCAACGGAGUAAAGAAAUGGCUUGAGCAUGCCAAAGGAAAAUGGGUUGAAGAGUUACCCCACGUGCUACGGGCAUACCGAACCACAGCACGGCGAUCAACGGGGGAAACACCUUACUCACUAACUUACGGAAUGGAGGCCGUCAUCCCACUCGAAGUCGGCCUCCCAACCCUUCGGUCUGAAUUGUUUAAGAGCACCAGUAACGAGGAAGCUAUUGCACAAGCACUAGAUAUGGCAGAGGGCCGAAGAUAA